Linum tenue is the source of this 689-nucleotide messenger RNA. Lineage: Eukaryota; Viridiplantae; Streptophyta; Magnoliopsida; Malpighiales; Linaceae. The record is from the annotation of a GenBank genome assembly.
AAUUCUGCUCUGCCAUCUCCAAUAUUGUUAGCGAGAGAGAGAGAGAGAGAGAGGCCAUUUUUCUUCAUUUUGCAGCAAUCGAGAUCAACAAUGGUGUCCUGGGCGUGGGUUUGGAAGGGGACUCUGAUUGAUCUUCUGAAGGUGGCUGCCUACAGUGCCGCGUUCUUGCUCGCUCGCGAAGGCCACCGCCGCUAUUCCUUUGCCUAUGGGCUCUUCCUCAACAUUGUCGGGGUGAUCUGCGCCCAAGCGAUCAGUCACUACUUGCAGCGACUCAAAAGGAAUUGGCAAGGACUUCGUCAGCCCCUGCCGCCGUCGCCGGCGAGACGCUACUACCCAGCCGGACACCAAUUACUGACUAGCUAGCUAGUCGUUUCCGUCUCCUUCGUUGUAGUAGCGAGAAAGCUUAAUGAAGAUUAAUUAGUAGAAGUAGCUUGUGUGGUUAACUGUUGUUAAGAAAACUUCCACUCGUUCUCCGUUUUUAAUUAGAUCCCUUCUUCUUUGGCUGUUAAUGGUAACCUCUUUGGGUUCUUUGUUAAUGGGGGUUUCAUCCACGAGCUCAGUAAUGUAAUGGCUGCCUAGCUAGCUUGUUGUCUUUGUUAUGUGGGUUUAUCAUCUAUCAGUUUAACGACCUUCUCUAAUUAUAUUCGUUGUUGAAAUGGUUCUGCGAAAGUAUACAAAUGACAAUGGCU